Molecule: messenger RNA, 302 nt
Organism: Diversispora eburnea
Lineage: Eukaryota; Fungi; Glomeromycota; Glomeromycetes; Diversisporales; Diversisporaceae
Source: the annotation of a GenBank genome assembly
GUGUCUCUAUACUUUUUACCAGUGAGUGUAGAUGCGAAUGGAACGGUUGCGGAAAGCAAUUUACACAGCGUUCAGCUUUAAAUGUCCAUUAUCGCACACAUACAGGUGAGAGUCCACAUAUUUGUGAAUAUCUCAACUGUAAUAAGUCAUUUAGCGACUCUACGUCAUUGGCGCGUCAUCGUAGAACUCAUACAAAGAAAAAGGCCUUAUGUGUGUCCACAUUCCGGAUGUGGCAAGACAAUUACCCAUCGAACCAUUCUCAAAGAUCUCAUGAUCCUCAUUGGAAAGAAUAUAACACGUAA